UACCUCAUUGUCUGACUCUGCGUUAUGGGGAAGACAGAAAUGCUUUCUCUUUACAAGGGCUUCCUGGACUGCAUCUGCCUCUGCCUGUCUCGGAGAAGCAGUGAGGAGAAACAGGCCAAGAAGGGGAAGGACACAGAGAACGGACACCUCAUUUACAAGCCUGGAGACGUCCUCCAAGACAGAUAUGAGAUCGUCAACACCUUAGGAGAGGGAACGUUUGGGAAGGUGGUGCAAUGUGUGGACAACGGCCGAGGUGGGACACACACCGCACUGAAGAUCAUCAAGAACCUGCAGAAGUACAGAGAGGCGGCCAAGCUGGAGAUCACGGUACUAGAGACCAUCAGCCAGAAGGACCCACACAACAGGCAACUUUGUGUCCAGAUGCUGGACUGGUUCCACUAUGGCGGCCACGUCUGCAUCUCCUUCGAGCUGCUGGCGCUCAGCACCUUUGACUUCCUGAAGAAGAACAACUUCCUGCCGUACCCCGUCCACCAGAUCCGGCAGAUGGCCCAUCAAAUCUGCAGCGCUGUCAAAUUUCUACAUGACAAUCAGCUGACUCACACAGACUUAAAGCCAGAAAACAUCCUCUUUGUUAACUCCGACUACAACGUCAUAUACAACGCUGUCCAGAAGUGUGACGAGCGGAGGAUCAAGGACACGGCCGUGCGCCUGGUGGACUUCGGCAGCGCCACCUUCGACCACGAGCACCACUCCGUAGUCAUCUCCACGCGGCACUACCGUGCCCCCGAGGUCAUCCUUGAGCUGGGCUGGGGUCACCCCUGUGACGUCUGGAGCAUCGGCUGCAUCCUGCUGGAGUACUACGUGGGCGCCACGCUGUUCCAGACUCACGACAACAAGGAGCACCUGGCCAUGAUGCAGCGACUACAGGGACCCCUCCCCCAGAGGAUGGUCCGCUUGAGCAGAAAGCAGAAGUAUUUCUGCCAUGGACGUCUGGAUUGGAACGAGCACUCCAGGGCCGGGCUUUACGUCCAGACCAGAUGCAAACCCCUGAGGAGCUACCUGAAGGCCAAGGCCAUGGACCACUACCAGCUGCUGGACCUGCUGGAGAAGAUGCUGCAGUACGAGCCCUCUGACCGCCUCUCCCUCUCCUCCGCUCUGUCUCACCCCUUCUUCCUCCCCCCCGUCCCCCAGCACAGAUACAGCCAGCUUUGGGGGGGAGCGGUGGUGGCCCCAUCUCCCCUCCCCAACACACUCCCCCUGGAGGCCCAGGGGGCGGAGCCCUGCAUCCCCUGGGAAGCCUUAUAUUUAUAUCAAUGAUCAGGUCGUCAUUGAGUAUCGCGCCUCCUUCUGAGAAUCCCUGGGUUCACUUCUCUACUUCAGCUGCUUUCAAUUCAAAACUAUUACUGUGAAACAGAUCGUCUGGUCACAGGGCUUGAGGUUUUGUUUGGAUAUUGUUUUGGAAAUGGUAACCUGCUCUAUCAAUGAAAAAGGCUUUGCUUCUCCCCACAUCUUUGAUUGACAGUAUCUCCAGCCAAUCAGAGAGGCCUAGUGGUGUAGGAUAGUCAGGUAUUCUUGCCUUUUACCUGUGUAGGGAUUUCCACAUAUCAGUGUUAUAAGCAUCUGUUACCCGUUACAUAAAUGCCAAAGAGAUAAAGUAAAGAAUGGAAGGCGAUUAUUCAACAAAGCCUUCUCAACCUUUUGUAUUAUUGCACCUGUUUCCUGUGUAUAUUUUUUAUUUAAUUAUUUCUUAGCUGUUUUAUAAAAUGACCUAUUGUGAUGUUUUUACGUAUAUGACGAUCCCUGCGUCCAUUGAUUGGUCUGGGGUCUCUAUACACGCUGUGGUGGUGCUCCACAGCCUGUCUCUUGGCAGGGCUCUGGUAGAAUGCAGCUAAGAGGGAGCACCGCCAAAAAUCUCCACCACUAUAUCUCUCUACUCUGCCUGGGCAGAGGUGAAGACUUGUUAUUAGUGUGUGAAUGCCCAAAGCAUGCGCGCGUGCGUGGGUGUGUGCGUGUGUGCGUGCUUGUGUCUGUGUGUGUGUGAAUCUAAAAUUAACCCCACACUAAAACCAAAAUGUGCAGGUGUUAAUGAGUAAGGAUGAGGUUAGAGUAAAGGGAAGGUAGGGGAGUGUAUCUGGUUUUAUAGAGUUGAAGGGCUGUGUUACAAAUACCAACCCCAAAACGUGCAUUUGGUUGCCAUAUUAUUAUUCUAUAGAGCUCUAUGUUGUUCAGUUGUUGGGUUUUACUUUCACUUUCAGCAACCGGUUAUCUAUUUGAGCAGAAUGAAUGGUAAUUGAGGUACAUAUAAUUGAGACCAUGUAAGGGAUGAAUCACGACCGAGAGUCCUGUUAUUGGAGAUAAUUGAUGUGUUUUUGAGUGUUGAGUGUUCACCACCGCACAAUAACUCUCUUCUCCAACGACAGACAUUCUGGAGUGCCUUAUUCCACUUGAACCUCAGUUACCAACAAUGUAAGGCAUUACUCACUUUCAUCUCUAACGUUAUUGGUUUCUAUUGACUUUGGUAGUGGUAAAUGUUGGAUUUGUAGCGCAUUGAUUUUCUACGGUAAAAAGGCAGCGAUGUCCCAUUAUUAAAAAGGAAUGCACACGUUUCAAGCGUAAUUGACCAAUCAGAAAAUAAAAUAUAUUAAAAAAUACUGUGGUAUGAAAACAUUAAUUAUUUAAUUACACUGUUUCCAUUUCCAUGUAUGUGUUUGUGCACACACACACUUACGUUUCAGUGUUCUGUUUACGUUUAUAAUAUGGUCACACGUGGACCCCUUGUGUGGGGUCAUAUGUCAGCCUACUUGUGAGCGAAAUCAUGGGGAUUAACUUAACAAUAGAUGGCCCUGUGUG
Messenger RNA from Gadus chalcogrammus (walleye pollock), 2811 nucleotides. RefSeq names its product dual specificity protein kinase CLK2-like. Gene Ontology annotation, cellular component: nucleus. The transcript is spliced from 11 exons. Gene Ontology annotation, molecular function: protein tyrosine kinase activity; ATP binding. Bases 25 to 1278 code for a protein of 417 amino acids. Lineage: Eukaryota; Metazoa; Chordata; Actinopteri; Gadiformes; Gadidae. Gene Ontology annotation, biological process: protein phosphorylation; regulation of RNA splicing. The record is from RefSeq and is a predicted model, not a curated record.